Carlito syrichta (Philippine tarsier) is the source of this 1665-nucleotide messenger RNA. RefSeq names its product keratin 82 (gene KRT82). The record is from RefSeq and is a predicted model, not a curated record. Bases 109 to 1665 code for a protein of 518 amino acids. Gene Ontology annotation, biological process: keratinization; intermediate filament organization. Gene Ontology annotation, cellular component: keratin filament. The transcript has 9 exons. NCBI's taxonomy places the organism in Eukaryota, Metazoa, Chordata, Mammalia, Primates, Tarsiidae. Gene Ontology annotation, molecular function: structural constituent of skin epidermis.
CUCAGCCCUCCACCCCCUGCCAGAUAAAAGCGGGGAUGCUGAGCCGUGACCUGACCAUUCCUGCCCCAUCCUUCCCUGCAGGGCCUGUCACUCUGCCUCACUCCCGCCAUGUCCUGCCGCUCCUUCCAGCCGGGCUCCAGAUGUGGCAGCCGGAGCUUCAGCUCGUACUCGGCUGUCAUGCCGCGCGUGGUCACCCAAUGCGCAGUGAGCAAACUGCCCUGCCGGCCUGGGGGCCAUGGGGGCCUCCGAGCUCUGGGCUGCCUUGGCUCCCGGAGCCUUUGCAAUAUGGCCUUUGGGAGGCAGCGGGUGGCCUCCAGGUGUGGCCUGCCUGGCUUCGGGUACCGAGUGGGUGCCGCCUGUGGGCCCUCUACCUGUAUCACACCUGUCACCAUCAACGAGAGCUUGCUGGUCCCGCUGGCCCUGGAGAUCGACCCGACCGUGCAGAGGGUGAAGAGGGAUGAGAAGGAGCAGAUCAAGUGCCUCAACAACCGCUUUGCAGCCUUCAUCAACAAGGUCCGGUUCCUGGAGCAGAAGAACAAGCUUCUGGAGACGAAGUGGAACUUCAUACAGCAACAGGGAUGCUGCCAGAGCAACAUGGAGCCCCUCUUUGAGGGCUAUAUCUGCGCCCUGCGGAGGCAGCUGGACUGUGUGUCAGGGGACCACACAAGGCUGGAGUCGGAGCUCUGCAGCCUCCAGGACACCCUGGAGAGCUACAAGAAAAAGUAUGAAGAGGAGCUCGCCCUGCGCCCCUGUGUCGAGAACGAGUUUGUCGCCUUGAAGAAGGACGUGGAUACAGCCUUCCUGAUGAAAGCUGACCUGGAGACCAACGCGGAGGCUCUGGUGCAGGAGAUCGACUUCUUGAAAGGCCUGUAUGAGGAGGAGAUCUGCUUGCUCCAGUCUCAGAUCUCUGAGACCUCGGUCAUUGUGAAGAUGGACAAUAGCCGGGAGCUGGAUGUGGACAGCAUCAUCACCGAGAUCAAGGCCCAAUAUGACGACAUUGCCAGUCGCAGCAAAGCGGAAGCAGAGGCUUGGUACCAGUGUCGGUAUGAGGAGCUGAGGCUGACCGCCGGGAACCACUGUGACAAUCUCCGCAACCGCAAGAACGAGAUCCUGGAAAUGAGCAAGCUCAUUCAGCGACUGCAGCAAGAAAUCGAGCACGUCAAAGCCCAGCGCUGCAAGCUCGAGGGUGCAAUAGCCAAGGCCGAGCAGCAGGGCGAGGCGGCCCUCAGCGACGCCAAGUGCAAGCUGUCGGGGCUGGAGGAGGCCCUGCAGAAGGCCAAGCAGGACAUGGCCUGCCUGCUCAAGGAAUAUCAAGAGGUGAUGAACUCCAAGCUGGGCCUGGACAUCGAGAUCGCCACCUACAGGCGCCUGCUGGAGGGCGAGGAGCACAGGCUGUGUGAAGGCAUUGGGCCCGUGAAUAUCUCCGUAAGCAGCUCCAAAGGCGCCAUCCUGUAUGAGCCAUGUGGGGUCAGCACGCCUUUGCUGAGGACCGAGUACUGCCCUGGGAGCACCAGCGUCCUCAGGAGCAGCGGAGGCUGCAGUGUGAUGGGCACUGGUGAACUUUACAUCCCCUGUGAGCCCCAGGGGCUGCUGGGCUGUGGGGGCACAAGGAGCUCCAACACAAAGCUGGUGGCUGGGAGCAGCCCCUCCAGUCGCCAGUGUUAA